UAAAGAGUGUCCAAAAGAGCGGACAAGCAAAACAUGUGCGUUUUAAGAUGGUGGUGCAUAUUGAGUUACAAAAAGAGGGGGGGGGGAAGCAUGAGUGAGAGUGAUCUUGUGUGAUAUUGUAACUUUGCUGAGAAUUUGAAUCGCUCUCCCUGUUCCUCCUCACGUCCCGUCGAGCACUAGCAGCUUACUCUCACUGUAUUGUCGCAAACCCUUCCAAUGUCCAGUGUCUGCUCAUCUACAGGUUAAUCCACCAAUCACAGCGUCCCAUUUUGAUUUGGUAAUGUUUCCCUUUGAUUUCUGGACGAAUUGCUCAUUUGUCAGACAGCUGUUAGUCACCUGUCGGAGGUGGUUAGAUAUCUGAGUAUUUAAACCCGUGCUUCUUAUUUAAUUCACGCAGAUGUUAUGUUUGGAGAGUUAAACGUUUUGUGCUUUUUUUUUUCUUUUUUUUUUGGUGUGUGUGUGUGUGUGUGUGUUUCAAUCUGAUAGGGGUGGGGUGGGUUUGUGUUUGUGGCUGUGAGGUUUUACAAAUGCCCACUUUACUGAUCGCAUUUACAGUACGCUAUUGUGUGUUAAUGAGUAUUGAUAUUAUAAUUAUUCUUAUUUAGAUCCUGUAUAAUUUUAUUGGGGUGCAGAAGGCCAUAGGCUGAAGCGUUUUAUGUUACCAACUUAAUAUAGUGUAAAUGCACAUGGAACUUACUGAACAUCAGAGUGGGCAUGGAUGCCUGCGAAUGAAUACACAGCACAUGGUUAAGGUGAAUUCUGACAUACAGUGGUUUCAUUGUAAAUACAUUUUUCCACUCGCAUUGUUGAUUCCUGAAGUGUGUGUUGCUUUUCUUUACCCUUCUUUUUGUUGGAGGAGUGUAGUGGCGUCCGCUUGUUUCUUUUUGAACAUUUGUUUGAAAGCUUAAGUAUUGACAUUUAAUUCCCUGAUUUUUGUAUUUAAAUCAAAGGGGAGUGUAAAUGCUAGUCUGUUUUUGUUUCUUUUUUGUGUGUGUGUGUGUGUGAGAGUGCGCGUGUGUGGCAUUUUAAAAUAGUGGAAAGAAUCAAGUAAAAAUGUAAAGAUCAAUAAGAAUGAAGCCUUUGGGCGCAGUUGCUUGAACAAGUGAAUGUUUAACUUUAACACAGAUUCUGACAUUGUGUUCAUCCCAAAAACAGAUCCUAAUGUUUUUGCGAACUCACCCCUAUUCUUCUCAGUGAUGGCAGUGUUUCUUCACAGUGCUCUUGCAAAAACAAACAAACAAAAAAAAAAGUUAAAAACAGAAAAGAAAAUCAUGCUGCAGUAUCUGUAACUGCGUUUAAAUUAAUUAAAAUCAGCCCUUUUCCACUCCUUGUCUAAUGUUCAACGUCUGUUUAUUAAUGCUGCCGCUUUUGGGGUUCUAGUUUUCUUAUUGUUUAAUACAUUUGGGGGUAUAAUUGCUAUGUUACACAAUAUCAACAAUGAAUCAAACUACAAAAAAGACGGAUGUAAAUGAACAAGACAAGAUAAGAAAAAGGAAAAACGGUGCUUUCCGCAAUUCAGUGUUUUCAGAUGUAAAGUGACUUAAGAAACGAAAAUAGGCCUAGAAAUGUGAUUUGCAUUUAUGCUGUUGAAAGGUAAAAGUGAAAGAUUUCUAAGAUUAAGGUCUGUUUCAGUUUCUGUAUUAGUAAAAUUUAACACAGCUUUUCAAAAUUAGGAAUUACUUGCAAUCGCACGCAUGUAAAACCCUUCUCUAAAUACUUCUGUAAUAUGUGAGGGUUUAGGGGACCUAGUUUUUGAAUGAAUCAGUUGAACCGGUUCACAGUUAAACCUUAAAAUGUGUUUACGACAUGAUCAAUUAUAAGACACAAUACUAUUAUAUAAAUAGAAUUGUAUUAAAACGCCCUUGAAUUAUUAUUGUAGAAGCAAUGACUUUUAGAAGUGUGUGUAUGUGUGUGUGUUUCACAUGAAUGUGCUUAAAGUAUUUACAACAUAUAACUCGAAUAAAUUAAUAUAUAAAAAAAUAGUCCCAAUUAUAUUGAGAUGUGAGGUCGGCUCUCCAGUCACUCACGACUAGCAUUAAUCAAAUGUAGAAUUUUCUUUUAUAAACAUGAACAAGUAACUUACAAGUAAACGGCGAUAAACGGGUUUGUCGGCAGUUAACAGAUACAUGUUGUGUUGAAAUCGCACAGGACCAAUCAUAGUUGUUAAAAAUAUGCGCAUGCGCGGUGGAUCAAUUUAUCUAGCAACAGAGGCUAAUGGAUAGAGAGGAUCGAGGUCUGUCAAAUCAAAUAUCUUCUCGGUGUUUUGGUUUCUGGGUAUAAUUAAUACUGGCGCGCCACUGUGUAUUUUAGGUUUUAUGACUUUCAAAUAAUUUCAAACUCGCGUCUCUGUGUUAACUCAAUCACUUGCGCCGUUUGUUUUCGGAGAGACAAACGUACUUAGCUAGCUUCGUCAUCCGUCUGUUCCCGCGUUAAUGCGUCCAGAUGGACGCUCGCAAGCGGAGCGUGGCGGCCGCGGGACGCGUGAUCAUGGACGCGGUGCAGGCGGAGUGGGAGCCGCUGUCCCACUGGGAACUGGACCAGCGGCUGGACCGAGCGGUGGAGGAGAUGAUAGAGGCUGACCUGGUGGCGCAGGUCCAGGAGCAGAGCGCCUCUCAACAGGAGGAUUCGUCCCCAGCGGAUGCGGCUCCCCAGGCGCCCGAGUCCAGGAGCGCUCAGGAGUCUGCUCUGCAGCGCGCGCAUGCUACUGAAGCCAUGGAGGCUAACCCUACAGUGCAGUAUGUGACAAAUUUUUUGCAAGGCUCCAACACGGGCUACAGCAAGAACCGAUUGUCCGGCAGAGCUCGACUGUCCUUGUCUCACACUGUCCUCCUGUCCCUCACCCUCCUGUCCAAACGCAUCAGCUACCGCAGUGUGUCCUCUAGUUUCCAUCUGGAGAAGGGGAAUAUUCACAGGAUCUUCUUCUCUUUCUGCGAACAAGUGAUCACACAAAAGGAUCGUCUCAUUCAGUGGCCUACAGGACAGGAGGCCCUACAACAUCUGCUUCCUUUCUCUAGCUGGCUGAGUCGCAACGAGGGUCUGGAAGAGAGAGGUCUUCCUCGAGUGCUCGGCGUGCUAGGUCACACACGCAUCCCCAUCCGCCUGCCCGCUGGCAAACCAGACGGUGAGAGCGACCCCCCGGAAGACAAGAGACCCAAGAUCGAGCCGCAUCCAGAUUCGUGGCUGAACCUGGAACUGGUCUGCAACGACAAAGGCCGCUUCAUUUACUGCCACAUCAGCAAAGGAUCGGAAAAAGACAGAGGAAGCGCGUUAGCCGAAAGGAUUCGGCAAAACCCUGAGAUGGUGCCCCCAGGGACCUGCCUGAUAGCCGGAGUGGGAUACCCGCUCACGGAACAAAUACUUACUCCGUUCUCAGCAGGUCGAAACCCACAGGAAAACCUCUACAACCGGUCGGUGAUUAGCCAUUUAGGCCGAUUAAACCAGGCUGUGGCAGACUUAAAAGAGCGAUUCCAGAAAUUGAGGUACUUGGAUAUGGGAAACUAUGAGAGGGCGAACGCAGUAGUUCGGACGGCUUGUAUAUUACACAAUGUUUUUCUGGACAUGGGGGAUGUGACAAAGGGACUGGUGGAAAGGAGCACGCCGGGAGACGUGGACGAGGUAAACGAAGACGCAGCUGGAGUGAAAAUGAGAGAGACCGUGGUGAAUCUGCUUUACAGCACUCUGGAAGCAGCGCCUCGAUAAAAGUGUGCAUCUCAUUUGCAUAUUUAAAGGGAUAGUUCACCCGAAAAAAGAAACUGUCGUCAUUAUAAAGCCAUGUGACUUUCAUUCAUUUUUGGAACUCAUAAUAAGACAUUUUUAUCUUUUUAAAUCAUUUUUGUCCAGCCAUUUCAAGUUCACUAAGCCAAAACUUGCACUUAUCAAAAAGUACAAAAUUACAUAAGCCGUAUCACGUGGAUUAAUUCUUCUGAAGUAAAACAAUUGCUUGAUGUAAUAAACAGAUUUAAUUUAUGUGAAUGAAUAAAAACAUCAGUUUUUCAUAUAGAGUGUGAGUAAAUAAAAAAGUUAAUCUUUUCCAUCAA
This is a messenger RNA of Puntigrus tetrazona (Sumatra barb), 4037 nucleotides long. RefSeq lists its product as uncharacterized. Bases 2443 to 3699 code for a protein of 418 amino acids. The transcript has 4 exons. NCBI's taxonomy places the organism in Eukaryota, Metazoa, Chordata, Actinopteri, Cypriniformes, Cyprinidae. The record is from RefSeq and is a predicted model, not a curated record.